AUGGAUCGAUUGACUUCUCUCCAUGUAAGAAGUAAUUCAAACGUCAAUGAUAAAAUUGUUUUGUUACAAUUAAAUGAUUUUAUUAAUAAAGCACCUUGUCUUCAUUCACUAAUUAUUAAUAAUUGGAAUCCAUCGGCUAUUCAAGAUUUACCAUUGCAUAUUAUCAGUAAUUCAAUUCGUCGACUUGAUUUACAGAGUGGACGUUAUCUAAAACAUGAUCGGUGCCUCAAUAGUGAACAGUGUGCAGCAUUUCUUCGUUCAUCACGGACCAAACAAUGCGAAAUUCUUGAAAUUGUUGUUAAUGAUCAAUCGAUGAUAGAUGAUCUAAUCAAUGGUGAAUUGAGCAAUUCGAGUUUUACUCGUUUUACUGCUUUGCUUGCCGAUAAACAUCCCUCAUUAUUAAAAUCUUUAACAAUUAGUAAUUGUAAUUUACCUAUGGAACAUAUAGAAUCAUUAUUAUCACAAACACUGGCACUUAUUUAUCUCAAAUUAGUAUCGCAUCAACGCACAUUCGACACUGUUUUUGAUGGCUACAAUUGGGAACAAUUCAUUCUUAAUAAGUUAUCUCAACUCAAUCAAUUUGAAUAUUUCUUUUCUUUUACUGACAAAACAAACGAAUAUAUGAAAGUUCUUAAUCAUCUUCUUGCUUCAUUUCAAACUCCAUUUUGGUUACAGAAGAAACGCUGGUUUACUACUUGUAGCUACGUAUUUGAAUCGCAAAUGUUCGAACUUCACACCACUACAAUUAAGACGCUUAUCAUAUUGAAUCUGCAGAAAAAUCAUAUUGGUGACAUCGGUGCACAACAUUUUCGUGAAGCAUUGCAAAUAAACAAAACGCUUGUGAAGUUCACUCUAAAGAACAAUCAAAGUAGUUUAUGUGCAAUGGUUCAAAUGGAACAUGAAAUAGCACAUGAAAUGAAAAGCACUAUAUUUGAUUGGACAGGUCAUCAAAUACGAAACGAACAAUUAGAAUACUUGAGUACUACGUUACAAACAAACUACACAACAAUCACAUUAAUCCUUGAUGGAAAUCAUAUUGGAGAUAAUGGCAUGAAAUAUCUCGCCAAUGGUUUACUAAAGAAUAAAACAUUGCAAGAAUUGAGUCUUCGAAAGAAUCGAAUUGGUGAUGAAGGAAUGAAAUAUAUCGCCGAUGUUUUGAAAGAAAACAUAACACUUACUACAUUAAUUCUUUCCAAUAAUCUUAUUGGUGAUGAUGGGGCAAAAUAUCUCGCUGAUGCAAUACAAAAUAAUACACAACUCACUACAUUAAAUUUGGACAACAAUCGAAUUGGUGAUGAUGGAGCACAACAUAUCGCUACUGCUCUGAACAUCAACACACAUUCUAUGAAAGAUGAAGCAGUUUCAUUUUUAGCUCAAUCAUUGAUGGAUAACAAGACAGUUGUCGAAUUGAAUCUUUCUUCAAAUCAGAUUGAAGAGAAUGGUGCUCAACAUCUGGCCAAUGCUUUACGAAAUAAUACAAUACUCUCUUUAUUGAAUUUGAACAUGAACUCGAUUGGAUACAAAGGUUUACAAUAUCUUGUUGAUUCUUUGAUUAUUAAUAAAACUCUAACUAUUCUGAAACUUCGAGAAAAUAAAAUCACAGAUGAAGGAACCUACUGUUUAAUAGACUUACUAUUUAACAAUAAUGUACGACAGUCUUUAUGA
This is a messenger RNA of Rotaria sordida, 1665 nucleotides long. NCBI's taxonomy places the organism in Eukaryota, Metazoa, Rotifera, Eurotatoria, Philodinida, Philodinidae. The record is from the annotation of a GenBank genome assembly.